This is a messenger RNA of Chelonoidis abingdonii (Abingdon island giant tortoise), 607 nucleotides long. It is a transcript of the gene MRPL30, whose product is annotated as mitochondrial ribosomal protein L30. Gene Ontology annotation, cellular component: mitochondrion; large ribosomal subunit. Lineage: Eukaryota; Metazoa; Chordata; Testudines; Testudinidae. Gene Ontology annotation, molecular function: structural constituent of ribosome. The record is from RefSeq and is a predicted model, not a curated record. Gene Ontology annotation, biological process: translation.
CGGCGGCUUCUGGGCACGGAUUUUAGUGGCUAUCGGAAUCCGGAAACGGCGCCCGGGGCCCAGAUGGCGGCGGUGGUGCUGGGCUGCGUCGCUAAGAGACACCCGGCCGUCUGGAGAACUGUGGCAAAAAGCAGCGUGGAUUCACUGACGUGGACAGCAUGGAUUCGCCAUAAAUUUACUAAGUCAAGAAUUCCAGCUUCAGUAUUUCAGCCACAGCCUUCAGAUCAUGAAAAAUAUGGAGGUGAUCCUGAGCAGCCUCACAAACUGCAUCUUGUCACUAGAAUCAAAAGUGGAAUAGGUCGUCCAUACUGGGAAAAGAAGAUAAUACAUGAUCUUGGACUGGAUAAAGCAAAUCUGCCCAGAGUGCACAAAAAUAUCCCAUCUGUGAAUGGAAAACUGAAAGUCAUAAAGCAUCUAAUAAGAAUACAGCCCCUCAAACUACCUCAUGGAAUUCCAACAGAAGAGGAAAUGUCAGAUACCUUACUUAAGAGCACAGGAGAAUUAAUAAUUCGGCGGCAUCUGAAACCCGUGGAACAAAAAGCAAUUAAGUCAUAGUAUGCACUGACUAUUCUUACUUUUACAAAAUAAAUUAACUGAUAAAUUGGGA